GAUAAGCACCCUCAGAGCAGCGGCCCGGGGAGGUGAUUAGCGCCUCGUCACGCGAGCACCGGAAGGGGAUCAGGCAGCCGGACAGUCGGCGAGAGCUGUGGGUGUCUCCGAAUCGCUUUUGGAAUCGGCCGUUUUUUAAACAGAGUCUAGUGAGGCCUCUAGCGGCCUUCUCGGUUGAGGGCGGAAGGGACGACUGCGUGGUGCCCGCGGCGCCAGAAGAGAACUCCUGGACUCACGUGGAAGUUGCGCCCAGGAUGCUGCGCCGCGAGGCCCGCCUUCGCCGCGAGUACCUGUAUCGCAAGGCCUGUGAGGAGGCUCGGCGAACAGCCCAGGAGAGGAAGGACAAGGUUCGGCGUGCGCUCGAGGAGAACCGCCUGAUUCCCACCGAGUUACGCAGGGAGGCUCUGGCCUUACAGGGUUCCCUGGAGUUUGAUGAUGCCGGCGGUGAAGGUGUGACCAGCCACAUGGAUGAUGAGUAUCGAUGGGCAGGGGUUGAGGAUCCCAAGAUCAUGAUCACUACUUCCCGAGAUCCCAGUUCCCGCCUCAAGAUGUUUGCAAAGGAGCUAAAGUUGGUGUUCCCAGGCGCCCAGCGCAUGAACCGUGGCCGGCAUGAGGUAGGGGCGCUGGUGCGAGCCUGCAAAGCCAACGGGGUCACUGACCUGCUGGUUGUCCAUGAGCAUCGAGGCACACCUGUGGGGCUCAUUGUCAGCCACCUGCCCUUUGGCCCAACCGCGUACUUCACGCUGUGCAACGUGGUCAUGCGGCAUGACAUCCCCGACCUGGGCACCGCGUCGGAGGCCAAGCCUCACCUGAUUAUGCAUGGCUUCUCCUCCCGCCUGGGUAAGCGGGUCUCUGACAUACUCCGCUACCUGUUCCCUGUGCCCAAAGAUGACAGCCGCCGGGUCAUCACCUUCGCCAACCAGGACGACUACAUCUCCUUCCGGCACCAUGUGUACAAGAAGACAGACCACCGCAAUGUGGAGCUGACCGAGGUUGGGCCUCGCUUUGAGCUGAAGUUGUACAUGAUCCGUCUGGGCACGCUGGAGCAGGAGGCCACAGCAGAUGUGGAGUGGCGCUGGCACCCCUACACCAACACCGCGCGCAAGAGGGUCUUCCUGAGUGCUGAGUGAGCCCACUCACCAGUCAGGAUGUGGACCUGGACCCGGGAGCUGGGGAGAGGAAACAUCCUGACCAGGUCCACCUGUAAAUGACUGCAGGGAAGAAGAAAUUAACACAUCCUCUCCAGAGGCUGAUGGGAACCAGGAAGUGUUUGAUUUUACUUCCUCCUCUUUUAGUAUAAAAGGAGCCUGAAUUCUAACUCGGGCAAGAUGUUUCUUUGGGGCAUGAGCCCACCAUCUUCUCGGUUUGCUGGCUUUCCAAAUAAAGUCUUAUUUCUUGUCCCAACAA
Orcinus orca (killer whale) is the source of this 1407-nucleotide messenger RNA. It is a transcript of the gene IMP4, whose product is annotated as IMP U3 small nucleolar ribonucleoprotein 4. Gene Ontology annotation, biological process: rRNA processing. Gene Ontology annotation, molecular function: rRNA primary transcript binding; snoRNA binding. Bases 255 to 1130 code for a protein of 291 amino acids. The transcript has 11 exons. Gene Ontology annotation, cellular component: small-subunit processome; Mpp10 complex; nucleolus. Lineage: Eukaryota; Metazoa; Chordata; Mammalia; Artiodactyla; Delphinidae. The record is from RefSeq and is a predicted model, not a curated record.